Arabidopsis lyrata subsp. lyrata is the source of this 674-nucleotide messenger RNA. Its product is annotated as S-protein homolog 5. The record is from RefSeq and is a predicted model, not a curated record. The transcript has a single exon. Bases 106 to 561 code for a protein of 151 amino acids. NCBI's taxonomy places the organism in Eukaryota, Viridiplantae, Streptophyta, Magnoliopsida, Brassicales, Brassicaceae.
AUAAUAUAUUGUUUUUGCAGUUAAAAAAAAAAGAACUUAUAUGUUCUUUGAUCUAUAAAUUUUGCUUCCGAAUAAACAAAGUCUUAAAGUAAAACCACCACACACAUGGCUUCUUCAACAAAUCAAAAUUUCAUUUUCAUGUUAAUUUUAUUCCUCGUUGUCCAUAAAGCGUCGUCAUCAUUUGGAAAUUAUUCCUCCACCGAAGGAUUCUUUCCCUUCGCAUCUAAACAUGUUAUCAUCAUCAACAAAUUGGUCACACUUGCAACGUUGAUUGUGCAUUGUAGGAACAAAGGGGACGAUUUAGGGGUAAUAAGCCUCCAACAUUUAGCUCGUUUUGAUUUCAGGUUUCGUGUCAAUCUCCGUAAAACAACAACGUACACUUGCAGUUUCGAGUGGCCCGGCAAUACAGCUACGUUUGAUAUUUUUAGAGCGGAUAGAGACGAUAAUCCAAGAGGUAAAUAUGGAGUUUGCAGCGAAUGUAUUUGGAGUAUUUAUGAGCCAGCUCCUUGUCGUGAUAGACGUGAUGGAGGCCAGCCUCAGUGUUUUCCUUGGGCUUCUUAGUCAUUUAAAAAUAUCUUGUAUUUUCCCCUUCAUUUACUUUAGUAAUAAUAAAAUAAAAUAAGUUGGUGUAUGAAUUUGUGGUUACAUAUAUGUUAGUUUCUCAUGUGAUAAUA